Histoplasma capsulatum G186AR is the source of this 775-nucleotide messenger RNA. RefSeq lists its product as uncharacterized. Gene Ontology annotation, biological process: translational elongation; cytoplasmic translation. NCBI's taxonomy places the organism in Eukaryota, Fungi, Ascomycota, Eurotiomycetes, Onygenales, Ajellomycetaceae. Bases 102 to 434 code for a protein of 110 amino acids. The record is from RefSeq and is a predicted model, not a curated record. Gene Ontology annotation, cellular component: cytosolic large ribosomal subunit; ribosome. Gene Ontology annotation, molecular function: structural constituent of ribosome; protein kinase activator activity; ribonucleoprotein complex binding. The transcript is spliced from 4 exons.
GACGACGAGCUGCCUCCGAAUCCGCCUUUCUCUUCCCUUCAACCCACCGUAUCGCAUCACAUAGUAUCCUUCUCCGCCGGAUACUUUUUCCCUCUCUCGCAAUGUCUACCGCCGAGCUCGCUUCUUCCUAUGCUGCCUUGAUUCUGGCCGAUGAUGGCGUGGAAAUCACGGCCGACAAACUCCAAACCCUCUUGAAGGCUGCCAAUGUACAAGAUGUUGAACCUAUCUGGUCUACGCUAUUCGCCAAGGCUCUUGAGGGCAAGGAUGUAAAAGAUCUCCUGCUCAACAUCGGAUCGGGCGGUGGUGCCGCGGCCGCGGUCGCCAGUGGAGCGGGUCCUGUCGCUGCUGAAACUGGCGGUGCUGAGGAGAAGGUGGAGAAGGAAGAAGAGAAGGAAGAGUCCGACGAGGACAUGGGCUUCGGUCUUUUCGACUAAAUGACUUUCUUUAUUUUUUUCCCUUCGCGUUUACUUCCUCCUCCCAAUUCACCUAUUGGCGUGUACUCGUAAUUGUGAGAAAUAAUAAAAAAAACAUACAAUAAAGAGAAAUGGGAUGCACAGCUACGACCCUUUUACGGACAGAUCUCCUCCCUUGACGAAAUUAAGAAAAUGCAAAUUUCACUUGGCAGUUGGACCAGAUGAUCGGAUUCCAAUGGAUUGAAUUUCUUUUUCCCUUUUAUGUCAAUAUGAUCUGCUUCUAUUAAUGUCAUAUGGUUCAUGGUCAUGAUUGUCGUAUUCGUCCAUUUUUUUUAAAAAAAAAAGAAACAAAGAAAGAAAAC